AUGCUCCCCGAAACCAGUCCGAUGUUGCCGCCUUCCACCUCCCGGGCAAGUCUAACCCAGCACGACGCCCGUGGCUCUGUACUAGGUGCCGCUGCUCCAUCAGUGCUGGCAGCGGAGCCUGGAACGUUUUCGGUUUACGCCCCGAAGGCCGUCAACGUCCCGCCGAGUCAGGGCGGUCCAUCCGCGACGUUCUCGCUACCGUCACCGCUCUUAAUGCAGCAUUUCUUGCCGCAGCCUCAAGCUAGUGGGGGCAUGUAUAAAGUGCAAAGCUUUUCCACCACUCUUCAGCGGGCUUCCAGUUCCACCGCGGCGUUGCUAGCUGGAGGGGUCUCUACUGAGGGAAGCACUCCAGGUCUCCACACUUACGCUCAGAGGCUGCAGACCCCAGAGGACACCCCUAGAUUGUCCAUCACAUCGCUUCCAAUGCAAGGUGUCUAG
This is a messenger RNA of Perkinsus marinus ATCC 50983, 438 nucleotides long. RefSeq lists its product as hypothetical. NCBI's taxonomy places the organism in Eukaryota, Perkinsozoa, Perkinsida, Perkinsidae. The record is from RefSeq and is a predicted model, not a curated record. Bases 1 to 438 code for a protein of 145 amino acids. The transcript is spliced from 4 exons.